This is a messenger RNA of Heterostelium album PN500, 4503 nucleotides long. It is a transcript of the gene gefK, whose product is annotated as Ras guanine nucleotide exchange factor. The transcript has 3 exons. Bases 1 to 4503 code for a protein of 1500 amino acids. Gene Ontology annotation, cellular component: Set3 complex. Lineage: Eukaryota; Evosea; Eumycetozoa; Acytosteliales; Acytosteliaceae. Gene Ontology annotation, biological process: small GTPase-mediated signal transduction; regulation of transcription by RNA polymerase II. The record is from RefSeq and is a predicted model, not a curated record. Gene Ontology annotation, molecular function: guanyl-nucleotide exchange factor activity.
AUGUCUAAAUUUGAAACGAAUAGUUAUUCUUUGGAUAUGUUUGCUGUUGCUACUUCCAGUGGUUUGCAAAUAAACCAACAGCAACAACAACAUUUCACUAUUGAGAUACAACAACAACAACAACCUCAAGAGGAAGAAGAAGAACAACAGGAAGCUGAGGAGGAGGAGGAAGAGGAAAUGGAUGGGGCAUCACCAACUGUUGUUGUAUCAACUCAACAACAAGAGCAACAACAACAACAACAAAUACAAAAUAGUAAACUAGUUGAGGAAACUACUUCUUUCUUUACCGCUUCUGAAGACAUCCAAAUUAAACAUUCAAACCCAAAUCAAAAUCAAAAUCAAAAUAAGAAUUAUAAAAAUAGUCAUCGUCAAGCCAACAACAAUAUUAAUAACAAUAAUAAUAAUAAUAAUAAUAAUAACAAUAGCAAUAAAAAACCUACAAACAACAAUAGCAGCAGCAGUAGAGGCAACAACAACAAUAGCAAUAAUAAUAAUAGUAAUAAUAAUAAUAGCAACAGUAAAUGGAAAAACGAUAUUAAAACCAAACAGCAACAGCAACAACAACAACAACAUUCAACUUUGAUUGAUAAUGAAAAAUUGGUAAAAGAGGAAAGUCCAAAGUUUGUAGAAAAAGAAAUUUCUUUACCACAGGAAGAAAUCAUACAACAAGAAAAAGUUGAUAGUGAAGAACAAGAACUACGAGAGAAGAUGUCUAUAAGCGAGUGGAAGAGAGAACUAAAUAAACAAUUGGCAGCAAAUCAACUUAGUUUCGUACCGAAUUCACCUGGUCUUGUAUACACUAUAAGUAAUAACAUUAAUAGUAAUAGUAAUAAUAGUAGUAGUAGUAAUAGUAAUAAGCCUACAAGAGCACUACCAUCAUCACCCAAACCACAACCAACCGUAGUAACAUCGGCGGCAACAACAGCAACAUCGGCAUCAUCAACACCAUCGGCAUCAACAUCAAUUUCACAAAGUUCAUCACUUAAACAACCAUCAUCACCUAUUUUGACACCAAGUUCACCUUCACUAGCACAGGAAACCAACUCUGUCAGCAGUCCAUCGGUUUCCUCAAGAAAAGCUACACCCAAGCCAGUUUCAGUGCAUCUCAAGAAUUUCAGAACUAAACCACUACCGAUGACACCACCACAAACACCACCACAAUUGCCACCAAGACUCUAUCAACAACAGCAACAACAACAACAAACACCACCACCACCUGUACAGCAAAAUCAUAUUCACCCACAAACCCCAAAUUCACCAAUGUUUGAAAAUCUCAGUAACAGUAGUGAGUUUUCAACAGGCAACCAUUUUGAAAAUGAACUCAACAGUAGUAGUACUACAGCAAUUCAUCCAACAACGUUGGCACCUGUUCCAAAGUUGGAUUUGAACGUUGCACUUAGCAGCAGCAGCAGCAGUAGUAGUAACCACCAUCACCACCUCGAGAGUAGUAGUAGCGAAGUUGUAUCGCCACUGGAACAAAGCGUCGAUGAAGCUCACCACAGUUUUAUCCCAUCGAAAUCGAUACCCUCAGAGAUCUCACUACUCUUGCUAUUUUUAAUAAACAAUACAACUCAAUCUGCACCAUCAUCACCAACCAUUUCCAGUAACAGUGGAAAUCAUAAUAACAACACUACAACCACCACUACCAACUCAAAUGGUUCUCCGGCUUCUAAACUUCACUCUUCCGGUGAGAGAAGUCGUCCACAAAGUACACAAAUUAAAAAUCUUCUAUGGAGAUCAACUCCUAAUAUUUCACAAAUCUCAUCUCAGAACACACCACCUUCGUCACCUCUUAGUCAACAACAGCCACUUCAAAACUCAUCGUCAUCGUCAUCAUCACCUUUGUCACAACAACUUCAACAACUUCAACUCCAACAUCAACAACAACAAUCUAAAAUCGAAAAGAUCUUUAAAUUUUCACCAUGUUCAACUGUAGAUGAGGUACUUUCUCUGGUUAUUCCUAAUCUGGUGCAUCACAAAGGUCUGCAAAAAGCAAAGCAUACCAGCAACGACGAAUGGGAGCCAACUGAUGUGAUCUCCGAUGGCGGACCACAGCCAGCGAGUGGAGAACAUCACUACAGCUUUGCUCUGUUCCGUCGUGACAAUCCGCUCGUCCCACUGCACAAGGAGAAGACACUGCUCGAGCUCGGUCUACACGAGAUGGAGACACUCGAACUCAAGACGAUUGUCUUGAGCAUCCAAUUCGUAAAGAUUCACAUUCCCUGUUUCUCCGAGGAUCAACACCCAGCCAACACCACCCUGAAGCUAACGCAAUUCACUUCGAUUCGCUCGAUCAUUCGUAAGCUCUACCUCAAAUUCCACACAUCGAUCGAUGUCUCACAGUAUGGUAUCUUCUUACAACGUUCGGGCGGCGUCGUCGAUCCAUCACAACAAGAGAUUCUACUGGACGAAGAUGAGUUGUUCUCUACUUAUCACAUCAACAGUCAGUCGGUUCUCAUCUUUAGAAACCUAUCUUCGCUCACCGAUACACUGAUUCUCGAAUCAAAGUCGUUGCAUCUUCGUUUCUUGGUGACAACUGCCAACUCCAGACGUAACCACCUCGAGCUUGCAUUCGAUCCAAAUACACCGGUGUCAAGAGCGAUCAAAAUGACUGGAUUACGAGCAGGUCUACUUGAUAGUGUAAACAAAUGUGGAUUCUAUCUAACGCCUUCAGAGGAUGACGACGAUGGUUUCUGGAUGGAUGAAGAUCAACUUUUAGAUUCAUAUCAUCUUCAAAAUCAAACAACAUUAGAGUUUAAACAAAGAUGUAGAAAAUAUACUGUAAUUAUAAAACCAGGAGAUAGAAAAGUUAUAUUCAAAUUUGAUCAAUACACAACCGUUCAAUCGUUGUUCAAUAUGUUGGUAUUCAACGAAGGAAUAGCCAAUGUAAAAGACUAUUGCUUGACAUUCAAGGAUAGUACUACGAUAUUAGAUAUGAAUCGUUAUCUUUGGUCAUAUGAUCUUGAUAAGGAAAUCGAAUUUAAAGAGAAUGCAAACAGAUUGUAUAUAUUUGGAAAAGAUGGAGAACAGAAUUUAGUGUUUGUAGAUUUCAACGAUCCUAUCGAAGAUGUUUGCAAGAGAUUAUCUAAUCAUCUUGGUUUCAGAAGAGAACGUGCCUACACCAUCAAGAGACUGGGUGACGCCGAGAACGACUUGGAUACCAAACUCUCUUUGAAACAACAUGGUGUUCAACCAAAUGAUCGUGUUGUAAUUGAAGUUCAACAUACUUCAUCAUCACAACAACAACAAUCAAAUCAACAACAACAAUCAAAUCAACAACAACAAGUAAAUCAACAAAAUAAUCAACAAACUAAUCAACAAAAUAACACAAAGAUUAGCGAAUCACCAAGUUCUUCUGUUGGUUCAACUAGUUCACUGGCAUCGUUGGCAGCGUUGGGUGAUCAAUUGGAUGAGCGAAACAAUGUAAAUAUUUGGGAAGAGCCACCUGAUUCACCUAUGAAUAUCGUUUAUUCAAAGACAAAGUCAUCCGAUGAUCCCUAUCCACCUAUCGAUGCCGGUACUCUCAACAAGCUGAUCAUUCGUCUCACCUCUGAGAAUACACACGAUCUCAUGUUUAUGAAAGCACUGCUUAUGACCUACUCUUCGUAUACCUCUGCGCACGUGCUUCUCGCCAAGCUCUUUGAGCGAUUCAGAGUGCCGAACGACGCCGAUAUCGACGAGCGUGAGAAACAAUCGAUUCAACUGCGUGUUGCCAACGUCAUCAAGUACUGGGUGGAACACCACUACGAAGACUUUGGAUUCUCUACCACGAAACUCAUGGUUGACUUUGUCGAUACUCACAUGAUGCAAGCAUUCCCACAGCUCGGUAAUCAAAUUCGUGGAUGUAUCCUCAAGAGAACAUGCGGAAUCAAAGGUGAACUAGCUAGAACAAGAUCGAACGGUACAUUAACAUCACCAAGACCUGUACAACUAAUUAAUAGCAAUAACAAUAACAAUAGCAAUAGUUUAUCAAAUAGUAUUAAUAAUAAUAAUAGUAGUAGUAAUAAUUUACAUAAUAGUAUUAAUAAUAGUAAUGGUACACCAUUAUCUUUAAGUAGUAGUAAUAAUAAUCUUAGAUCGUCAACGCCGAGUAAGAAGAUUAAGAAACCAAAUGGUCAUAAUAGUGUGAGUGUUGGUGUUUCAGGAUCACCGAUGUCAUCCAGUCCAAGAAAGAAACCAGAGAUCAAGAGUAAAGGCAUUAAGAAUGCUAGAUCGAUAUUCGACUUUGACGACGAAGAGAUUGCCAGACAGCUGACACUCUUUGAUUUUAUGCUCUACAGUACUAUCAGACAAACAGAGUUUUUGAAUCAAGCUUGGAACAAACCUGCCAUUGCAUCACGUAGAUCACCAACCAUUCUUCAGAUGAUCAAUAGAUUCAAUGAAGUUGGUCUCUGGGUUGUAAAACUCAUUCUCGAACCAGAGAGAGUGAAGACACGUGCUAAACGUAUGGAAAGAAUCAUAAAGAUUGCAGAGGUAAAUAAUAAUAAUAACAACUAUCUUUAG